CGUCCCCAUAGGCCGCGGUGCCUGCGGGGCCAACCGGAUCCCGCGUCCCCCCGCCUCCGGGCCGGCACCGUGGGUAGGGAGCCGUCAGGAGCCGUUCUCCGAGCAGCGGCGGUGAAUGCAGCCACAUCCAGCCGCUCGAGCAGGCAGGGGGCCGUCCUCCCCGGCGGGUGUUGUGAGGCGCUUCCCCCGGCCCGGAGCUCCCUUCCCUGAGGGAUGGUGUUUUGGUUUGUUAAAGUUUUUGUUUUGCGGGAAGAAAGGUUGAGAGAAGAAAGGGAGACCUGCUUGCCCAAUGAAGAUGCAGUCUUAGUCCUCAGCUAUUUAAGCUGAAUGCAUUGUGAUUUCCAAUAAUUGAGACAGUGAUUCUGAAAGCUGUCUACAUUAAUGAAAAGAACAAUGUAGUCAGCUUAACUGAAUCAUCAGUGUUGCAUAUUGAAUAGAACACGAUAAACCAAUCUUGACGGACUAAUGCACGUUAGGAAUAUAGAGACAAACAUUUACUGAAGCAUUGUGUUUCUUUUUUAAAAAAAAAAAACAAAAACCAGUAGUUUUAAAAAUGGAGAACUAUGAAAACGCACCACCCCUCCCUAAAGAACCUGCAAGAGAAAUGAAUGUGGAGAAUCACACUUGUCCCCCACCUCUGCCGCCUAACGAACAGCCUCCACCACCUCCCCUGCAAACGUCCAGUGACGCAGAGGUAAUGGACGUUGGCUCUGGUGGUGAUGGACAGUCAGAUACCCCUGCUGGGGACACGCACAGUAUCUGCAGAACACAGCUUCUCACAAAGGGAUCUACCUGCUACAAAAGUCGUCUCAUAAUAGACCCUAACAAUAGUGACCAAAGCCCAAGAACUGCUCGUCAUGCACCUUCAGUUCGAAAGUUCACCCCAGAUCUUAAGUUACUUAAGGAUGUAAAGAUUAGUGUUAGCUUUACAGAGAGCUGCAAAAGCAAAGAUAGGAAAGUUCUGUACACUGGAAUUGAGCAGGAUUAUAAGGCAGAUACAGAUUUUGGUGUUAAUAAUGUCAAUGGAGAUUUGCAUGUUUGUCCUUUUGGUGGUAGUAAUGGUAAAGCUGUAGGAAUAGGAGGUGAAAAUGAUGACAAGAAGGAUGAUGAAAAUGAUAUUGAUCAGGAAAAGAGAGUGGAAUAUGCAGUUCUGGAUGAGCUAGAAGAUUUUACCGACAAUAUGAUGGAAAUAGAUGAAGAAGGAGGCGGGUUCACAUCUAAAGCUAUCGUUCAAAGAGAUAAAGUGGAUGAAGAAACCUUGAAUUACUCGUAUGAGGAUGACUUUGAUAAUGAUGUUGAUGCUCUGCUGGAAGAGGGUCUUCGAGCACCCAAAACAAGGAGACUAGACAAUGAGAAGUAUGGUGGUGAAAGUGAUCACCAAUCUGAUGGAGAAACAAGUGUGCAGCCAAUGAUGACCAAAAUUAAAACUGUACUUAAAAGUCGUGGCCGCCCUCCUACAGAACCUUUGCCAGAUGGAUGGAUCAUGACAUUCCAUAACUCGGGCAUUCCUGUAUAUCUGCACAGAGAAUCCAGAGUUGUUACCUGGUCUAGACCUUAUUUCUUGGGAACAGGAAGCAUUAGGAAACAUGAUCCUCCCCUUAGUAGCAUUCCCUGCUUUCAUUACAAAAAAAUGAAGGAAAAUGAGGAAAGGGAACAAAACAAUGACAUAACCCCAAAUGGGGAAGUAUCACCUGUAAAGCACCUAGAUAAAUCUUCAGAACUGGACUGCCAAACAGAAGAACCAGAUUCUACUGCUGCUGAUUCUGGGCCUUUAGAUGACAAAGACACCUCAGGGGGAGAUGCAGCACAAGGAGCCUUAGGACAAGUUAAGGCCAAAGUUGAAGUAUGUAAAGAUGAAUCUGUAGAUCUGGAAGAUUUUAGACGCUAUCUUGAAAAACGUUUUGACUUUGAACAAGUUACUGUAAAAAAAUUCAGGACCUGGGCUGAGAGGCGGCAAUUCAAUCGCGAGAUGAAACGGAAGCAGGCAGAGUCCGAGCGACCCAUUCUGCCUGCCAAUCAGAAACUCAUUACCUUGUCUGUGCAAGAUGCACCUACAAAGAAAGAAUUUGUCAUUAAUCCCAAUGGGAAAUCUGAAGUUUGCAUACUGCAUGAAUAUAUGCAACGAGUCCUAAAGGUUCGCCCUGUUUACAAUUUCUUUGAAUGUGAGAACCCAAGUGAACCUUUUGGAGCCUCAGUGAUUAUUGAUGGAGUAACUUAUGGGGCAGGAACUGCCAGCAGCAAAAAACUUGCCAAGAAUAAAGCUGCUCGAGCUACACUGGAAAUCCUUAUUCCUGACUUUGUUAAACAGACCUCUGAGGAGAAGCCCAAAGACAGUGAAGAACUUGAGUAUUUUAACCAUAUCAGUAUUGAGGACUCACGGGUAUAUGAACUCACCAGUAAAGCUGGACUCUUGUCUCCAUAUCAGAUUCUCCAUGAGUGCCUUAAAAGAAACCAUGGAAUGGGUGAUACAACUAUAAAGUUUGAAGUGAUUCCUGGUAAAAAUCAGAAGAGUGAAUAUGUCAUGACCUGUGGCAAGCACACAGUGCGAGGCUGGUGCAAAAAUAAAAGGGUGGGGAAGCAAUUAGCCUCUCAAAAAAUCCUACAGCUACUGCAUCCACAUGUGAAAAACUGGGGCUCUCUUUUGCGUAUGUAUGGUAGAGAGAGUAGCAAGAUGGUUAAACAGGAAACCUCUGAUAAAAGUGUGAUAGAACUUCAGCAGUAUGCCAAAAAGAACAAGCCAAAUCUGCACAUCCUGAACAAGUUACAGGAAGAAAUGAAAAAAUUGGCACAAGAAAGAGAGGAAACAAGAAAGAAACCCAAGAUGACAAUAGUGGCAUCAGCUCAGCCUGGGAGUGAACCUCUGUGUACUGUUGAUGUUUAAUGAGAAGAUUUACAAGUGGGGAGCAAUAACACAAAUGGAGGAACUCAAGUUUCAACAAUUAUUUAAAAAUUGUUUGCUGCAGAAUGCAAGAUAACUUUUUAAAUCCAAGCUGCUUCAGUUAUGCAUUGUUCUUUUUGCAUCAUCAGGGCAAUAUUCCUUUUCCCUACUUUCUUUUCUUCUUGUUUUUUUUUUGUUUGUUUGUUUUUAAUACCUCUGCGAUACGUACGUUUAAAUAAUUGAUUCUAAAGAUCUCUACUUGGGCAAAUGCACAGAGGACAGGCAUGUUCACACAGGAUAAACUCCGUCAAGCACUUUUUCCUGGGAAGCCAUCCAUGUUGUUUGAAAUGGAUGCUUUUUAAGGAUGAAAUACAGAAUUUCUAUGUACAGGUUGAAGCUGAUAUUAUAUAUAUAUAUACACAUUCAUAUAUAUGUAUAUAUAAAAGAAAUAUAUGUACAUCUUCUUGUAUGAACAUGCCUAGAACUAUUUUUGUGAAAAGUUUCAUUGCAUUUCAGCACAUAAUAAUAUGCACUGAUAAGACACUUUGGUGACAAAUACAUGAAAGUGAUGAGCAAUGUUCCUAAUGCCAUAGGAUUAGGCCAGUAAUGCUGUUUCUUUUGUUCUGAUUUAUUUUUUGUCUUCUGCCAGGCUCAAUUAUUCAAGAUCACAGUAUGCAGAUUUUUUAAUUACUUGAAAAGAACAAGUAUACCUGGUAGUGUUAAGAACAACAGGCUGGAUAUCCAACGUUAUUGGGUUUUAUUUUAAUUGAAAAGAGCUUAAGUUAGUUUACAGAUCAGUUAAAAGGGGAAAAUGUGGUUCUAUAAUUUUUAUUAAAAUAAAAACUGUAAUUUGAAAGACUGUGUUCUCAAAGCUUGGAGCCAAAACACAGCUGAUGAUGGUUUAACAGUCUGAAAAUAGUUUGCCAAUGAGGUGUUUAAAGACCUUCCACUCCCUUUCCCCAGCAAUAAAACAAUUUCUUACUUGUUUGGAGUCAGAAUACAUCUGACUUGAUCAAUUACGUCUUAACUAAUUUGCAUCAUAAAAGCAAAAAAAUUUUAAAAUUCCCACAAUACAACCCUGAGAAAUCUGUAAUAACUGCAGCAAUUUAGGCUUUUUAAGAAGUUCUUUGUUUUUAAAUAAGUUUUUUAGUUUUUAAAGGAAAAAAAAUAACUUCUGCAAUGGAAAUUAGAAUGUAGAUUUGGAAUAUGACAUAGAGUAAUGAGUAGAAUGAGACCAUACUGGGUUAUACUGAUAAAUAAGAAAAUCACAAAUAUGCAACUAUUAUGAAAUACAAUUUUGGAAAAGAAGCAGUACUCACUAUGUCAUCUGAGGCUUUAUUAAAAUUAAGCACAGAAGAAAUAGUUUUGUCUUUAGUGAAAGCACUACUUUGUGGGUUUUGUUUUUCAUAUGGAGUUUUUUACUGGGUGACUGCAGUAAGUCUUCUCUUAGAACCAUUUUUGUCAGUUCUUUUAGUUUGCUCUUAAAGGAGAAUGAAAACCAAACUGGUGGUAGGGCUUGAUCCAAUAGUUGUACUGCUGGAUUCAACACUCCUACCCUGGUAGGAGAGAAAGGGGUCAGUUCUUUGCUACACCUGGUACUUACCUGGACAGUAAUCUGGGGAUUCAGGGGUUUUUGUUUUGUUUCUUGGUUGUUGGUUUGGUUUUCGAGUUGUGGCUUGGGGUUUUGUUUUGGGUUUUUUUUUGGUUUUUUACAAUGUUACAUAUAAGUGCUGCAGUAUAAUUAAUUUAGUGCCUACUGGAUUUUAACAAUAUUGGCAUCAGUAUUGUAAGACCUCCUUUUAAUAUCACCCAUUAUUUUGAAAUAUGUGAAUUGUAACUUAGAGCUCAGUUCUCUAAUAUGUUGCUUAUUAUGUUUGAGAUUAAACAGGAACAGUCUUGGAGUCUUAACCCGUUUCUGUGUUUGAGUGACAUGCUCAGAGGUCUCUGCAACUAUGAAUUUGCCCUUUUUUAUUAUUAUACUUAGCUUUUCCAUUCCACAAGUUGUAAUCCUGUUAUAACAGGAUACGGGUAGUUGGAAGACUAUACAUGAACUAUUAUUUAAAGAAGUGGCCUAUCUUAAAAACAAGAGAAAAAAAGAAAAAAAAAACACUGCCUCUGCUUUUUUUUGUAUAGCUUUAAUAAAUCACCAUGUUUUGAAGGGUAUAUAAUAUUGGUGCAGUAGUGACAAGCAGUGAUUACUGUUUGUCUCUCUUUGUUUUUUGUUUUGUUUUCAUAAAAACAGGGCUUAUAUCUUCUAUGCCUAAAUAUAUUACUCUUUAGGUAGGUUUUUACUUCAGCUUAAGUGUUUUCAGCAGAAGAAUCUGUACUUGGAUGGCACUGUAAAAAGACAAAUCACCCGUAUAGAACUUUUUAUUUUUCUGAAAUCAGAAUGUCAAUGCAUUUGCAGGUCCCCUGCAGAAUAUCCAUAGAUGCCUCACUUACAAAUUUGUUUUCAUUAUUUUUGAGAGGAUUGCUGUAUUACCUCAGUCUGCCACUAUUCGAAUCACAAGGUGACUGUUGCCCUUAAUUAGAACAUCCACAGAUCUCAUUGUGAACCAAAGCCUAGAACUAUAUUAUGCAUUCUAAACAAAAACAAACAAACAAAAAGAUGGUAUUAGACCUUGCUGCAGCCUUUAACUGGAGAGAUGUCCAGAAAAUAGCGCAAUAACUGCUGGAACAACAACUUAACUGCUGUUUAUGUCAUUGUGAAGUAUUCUUGUGUUUUAAUGUUUACUAUUGUUUGGAGUGUAACAGUCUUGCAUUUGCACAUAAGCACGAGCUGCUGUGAUAGAGGAUAGAUCAUUGCAUUAACUUCAGCUUCUGCAUGAACACUUACAGUGUGAUUCAAGAUGUAUCCUAAACUUGUCUUGUAACUUGUGUGUUUUCUAGGUAAUCGGCUGUAAAGGUUUAGAUCUUGAUUGUAUGAAUGCAUAAAACAACUGCUGCUUUUGUCACUGAUAUUUGUUAUUUAUCCCUUCUGUAUCCAGAGGAGGAUGGGUAUUUUUAUAGGGAUGGAGUGUAUUUUUAAGAACUGUUCCAUCCUUUGGGAAUUAAGAGUUUUUGCUUUGCAUAUUAUUUGCUUCUUGACAAAAGUGUGGUAUAUUGACUUUAAGGAUUAAAUUAGUGUGCAUUCAAAUCUUUAUGGUACUGAUGGAAAACUUACUGUGACUUCCAGUUAAUAGUCAGAUGCUACCUAUUUAAACACCAGUCAUCCAGCUUUUUCUUACAUAUUUAUUAAACAAAAAUGAAGUAGUUGGGUACUCAGAAGUUCGGAAAGAAUAUUAUGCAUAAACUUAACUGUUGUUUGUAAACUUCCACUUUCCUGUGAUGCUUUUAGGCUUUAUACAAAUACACUUGUAACAUCCAAGUAUUUUUAAGCAUCAUGAUUAUCUUAUUAAUUCUCUGGACUGUACUUCAGUUCUGGAGUCAAAUUCAGGAAGUGCUCGGCCUGCUAACUUACUGUUGGAAGAAAUGUGAAGUGCAAGAAGCCAUGCUGUUGUUAACCAAAUAAAAUGAUCAGUUACAGUAUUCUGAUGUGUAUCUGAGAAAGGAAAGUGAAACAACAACUUACUGCCUAAGUAGGUAACAAUGAUUGCUGUAUGAAUUGUGUUGGGUGCAGCUGCUUGAUGCCAGUGCUAAAUUGGUACAACUAUAAAGCCUCAUUUUCACUGAGCCUCUGCUUGCUUUUUUUUCUGCACAAUCAUAUAAUCCUAUGUGUUUGGUCUUUGAGUACUACAUGUGUAUUUUUCAGACAAUUAGUUUUGAGCAAUAAAGUUUGAUAUUAUAAAAU
Messenger RNA from Calypte anna (Anna's hummingbird), 6668 nucleotides. It is a transcript of the gene DGCR8, whose product is annotated as DGCR8 microprocessor complex subunit. Gene Ontology annotation, molecular function: heme binding; double-stranded RNA binding; primary miRNA binding. The coding region runs from base 554 to 2881 and encodes 775 amino acids. The transcript is spliced from 14 exons. NCBI's taxonomy places the organism in Eukaryota, Metazoa, Chordata, Aves, Apodiformes, Trochilidae. The record is from RefSeq and is a predicted model, not a curated record. Gene Ontology annotation, biological process: primary miRNA processing. Gene Ontology annotation, cellular component: microprocessor complex.